AUGACAAAGUUACUCUGCAUACUCUUUCUCUGGUUUCACUUCCUUACAAUCUCUGCCCAUCUCACAUUAACAGCUACGGUUACUCUUCCUCCUCGUCCAACAGCAGCGCAAUCCUUUACAUCACCCCGUUGCUACACCUCCGAUUCGCAAUUCCGCAACACUAUCGUUGCCGUCACCAAUAAAUUCAGAUGCGAACACAAUGCCACAGCGCUUAAAUGGAAUAGGACUCUAGAAGUCAGCUCCCGAAACUGGGCUCGAAAAUGCCGCUGGGAACAUUCCACCUCGGGUGAAAAUCUCGCCAUGGGCUACGCCAACGUCACAGCCACCGUCCAGGCGUGGGGCGACGAGCGGAGGACUUUCAACUUUAAUAAGCCGCGCUUCACGCAUGAGACGGGCCAUUUCUCACAACUUGUAUGGAAGGGGACGAAGACGAUGGGGUGUGAGAGGUUUGAUUGCGGGAAAGCUAAUCUUCGUGACCGAGACGAUGAUGCUGCGCAUGGUUGGUAUGUUGUUUGCCAGUAUUUUCCACCGGGAAAUGUCGUUGGUGUGCGGUCUUUUGAGGAGAAUGUUCAGCCUCGAGUUAGUGGUGGUGUCCCCAGAUUGAAGUCAGGGGUGUUUGAGGGGUGGGCGCUGGCUAUAAUUUUAGCUGCGGUGCUUGUGGGAGUUGAAGGGGUGUGUUAUGGCUAA
This is a messenger RNA of Paracoccidioides lutzii Pb01, 687 nucleotides long. RefSeq lists its product as hypothetical. The record is from RefSeq and is a predicted model, not a curated record. Gene Ontology annotation, cellular component: extracellular region. The transcript is spliced from 2 exons. The coding region runs from base 1 to 687 and encodes 228 amino acids.